This is a messenger RNA of Fibroporia radiculosa, 4335 nucleotides long. RefSeq lists its product as uncharacterized. The transcript has 32 exons. Gene Ontology annotation, cellular component: membrane. Gene Ontology annotation, molecular function: ATP hydrolysis activity; ATP binding; ABC-type transporter activity. Lineage: Eukaryota; Fungi; Basidiomycota; Agaricomycetes; Polyporales; Fibroporiaceae. The record is from RefSeq and is a predicted model, not a curated record. Gene Ontology annotation, biological process: transmembrane transport. Bases 1 to 4335 code for a protein of 1444 amino acids.
AUGGCCUCCUUGGCGUCCUGCGCCAACCGCGAGGGCUGGGGGCCUGUAUCCCCAGUCCGCCCGUUCGACCUCACGCCGUGCUUCCACGAAGGCGUCGUCCUUUCCACACUCUCGGCCCUUUUCCUCGUCCUCGCCGCCCUCAGGUGCUGGGCCCUCAAAAGCCGGGAACCACGCUCGAAGAGUGCGAAGAGCAUCUGGUUCCUGAGAGCAAAGCUUGCUCUGCUCUCGCUCGCGUGCGCAAUAAGCUGCGCAAACCUCAUCUUGGUGCUUGUCACACACCGGCGGGUUGCCUUGGUUCAAUCUUACGUGCUCGAGAUCCUUGUCCUCCUUGUCCUCCCAGUCUUGACCACCCUCAACCACUAUCGCGCACGCACCUCGUCCUCUUUGCUGCUACUCUUCUGGCCCCUCUAUGUCCUUGGCUUGCUCGUCUGGGCUCGCACUGUCUUCGGCACAUCCUACCGCUCGCUCCUCCCAGUCAUUGCAUUGAGGUGUGCUGUCGCAAUAUUGGGUCUCGCCGCCUUUGGUCUAGAAUGCUUCGGCACCGAGUUUUCGCCAGAAGACCGUCCGUCGGGUUCCGCGAAUGGCCAUGUCGAGAGCCCCCUUCUCACCGCAAACAUAUUCAGCAUCUGGACUUUCUCAUGGAUGUCUGAUCUCAUGAAGAAGGGUGCAUCUACUUACAUCACCGAGAACGAUCUACCUUCGCUCGUUCCCAAGGAUGAGUCUGCUAAUCUCGGUCUGAAAUUGCAAAGUGCCUUGCAGAGACACAAAGGUCUAUGGUCGGCACUCUUCGUCGCCUAUGGCGGAGAGUACGCCGUCGCUGCGUUCCUGAAGAUCAUUCAAGAUUGUUUGAACUUCUUGCAGCCACAGCUCCUCCGAUGGCUGCUUGCAUACAUCUCCGACUACCAGAUUUCCCGGUUCAACUCGGAACGUCCUAGUCCAAUUGAAGGUUUUACCAUUGCCAUCAUCAUGUUUUCUGCGUCCAUUACGCAGACCAUCGUUUUGCACCAGUACUUCCAACGCUGCUUUGAGACUGGUAUGCGUGUGCGCGCCGGAUUAGUCACAGCUAUCUACCAGAAGGCACUUGUGCUCUCCAAUGACGGUCGUGGACGUGCUUCCGGCGACAUCGUGAAUUUGAUGUCUGUCGACGCGAUGCGACUGCAAGAUCUCUGUACCUAUGGUCUGAUCGCCAUCUCAGGGCCGUUCCAGAUUACGCUAGCAUUCGUCUCGUUAUACAACAUUUUGGGGUGGUCCGCAUUUGUCGGAGUGGCUAUUAUGGUCAUCUCCAUACCGCUGAAUACCUCUAUUGCGCGAUUCUUGAAACGGCUUCAGGAGCAACAGAUGAAGAACAGGGACAAGCGCGAGUCUCCAGCCAGUUGCUUACGCGAUACAAUGAACAACUUUCGUGCACUUGGCAGUAUCAAGUUGUACGCUUGGGAGAAUGCCUUCAUCCGCUGGAUCCUCAGCGUGCGUAAUGAUCAGGAGCUGAAGAUGUUGCGCAAGAUCGGUAUUGUGACAUCCUUGAACACUUCCCUAUGGACUGGCAUCCCUCUGCUGGUCGCAUUCAGCUCCUUUGCUGUUGCUGCUGCAACGUCUCAGGUGCCUCUCACCUCUGAUAGGAUUUUCCCUUCCAUCUCCUUGUUUAUGUUGUUGAGCUUCCCUCUGGCUAUGUUUAGCCAGGUGACAUCGAAUAUUAUCGAAGCACUUGUCUCCGUCAACCGUCUUUCCGAUUUCCUGGCGGCUGAUGAGCUCCAACCUGACGCUCGGGAGAUGAUUACCACGAAGAAGCUUGAGAUUGGCGAUGAGAUUGUGUCUAUUGCCAACGGAGAAUUCUACUGGUCUAAAGACGCACCCUCACCCACCCUUGAGGGCAUCAACCUGUCACUGAGGAAGGGAGAGCUUGUUGGUAUUCUUGGUCGUGUUGGCGCCGGCAAGACGAGCUUGCUUUCUGCACUUAUCGGCGAGAUGCUGAAGACAGACGGCGAAGUCAAGGUGUCGGGUUGUAUAUCUUAUGCGCCUCAAAAUCCCUGGAUCAUGAGUGCUACGAUUCGGGACAAUAUAUUGUUUUCGCAUGUGUAUGAUCCUGAAUUCUAUGAACUGGUCUUGGACGCGUGCGCUCUCAGGCAGGAUCUGGCUCUUCUACCCAACGGCGAUCUUACAGAAGUUGGAGAGAAGGGCAUUACUCUGAGUGGAGGUCAGCGUGCUCGCGUUGCUCUUGCUCGCGCAGUCUACGCUAGGGCCGACAUUGUAAUCUUGGAUGAUGUGCUUGCUGCUGUAGAUUCUCAUGUCGCUCGCCAUGUGUUCGAUCAUGUAAUUGGCCCCCAUGGAUUGCUCUCCUCGAAAGCGCGUAUCGUGGUUACGAACAGCAUCCACUUCCUGAAGCAGUUCGACCAGCUCGUAUACAUCCGUCGAGGUAUAAUCCUCGAGAAUGGCUCAUAUCAAGACUUGGUCAACAACACUGAAAGCGAGAUGUACAAGCUCAUCAAAGGCCACGGCAGCCUCACCACGUCCGGGGUUUCCACGCCGUUUGUCGGAGAUACUGCCACGCCCUCCUCUGGAGGGGAAACUGCGGUGGAAUCCUCGCGUGAUCUUACGGAAGAGAAACUGCAGACCGUCGACAGCAAGCUCAUUCGGCGUACUAGCUUCGCAAAGGCAACUCUCGUGGAAAACUUGUCCACUCGGGCUGUGUCUGAUGGCCCGACAAAGGAACACAGCGAACAGGGCCGUGUCAAGGUAGACGUGUACUUACAGUAUGUCAAGGCAGCAUCAAAGUCGGGUUUCGUGCUCUUCGUCUUGUCUACGAUCGGAUCCCAGCUGACUUCCGUGGCCGGAAACAACACUCUGCGGGCGUGGGGAGAACACAACCUGCAAGCUGGAUCAAACCGAGACGCUUGGAAAUACUUGUUUGGAUAUGGGCUGUAUGCUUUUGUGUCCACACUGUUGGGGACAUCUGCGGCGAUUUUCAUUUGGGUACUGUGCUCUGUACGCAGUUCGAAGCUUUUGCAUGAUUCAAUGUUGCAUUCGGUCAUGCGCGCCCCCUUGAGCUUCUUUGAGCUCACACCUACGGGACGAAUUUUGAAUCUCUUCUCGCGUGAUACCUACGUGGUCGAUCAGAUUAUUGCAAGAGUUGUCCAAAACACGGUCCGCACAACAUGCGUCACCGCCAUGAUUGUGGUUGUCAUCGGGUAUAGCUUUCCCCUCUUCUUGGUUGCCGUACCUCCACUAGCAUGGUUUUAUAUGAGGGUCAUGGUCUACUAUCUCUCGACGUCCCGCGAGUUGAAACGUUUUGAUGCUGUGUCACGGUCACCCAUUUUCGCGUGGUUCUCCGAAUCGCUGAAUGGUCUCUCGACAAUUCGCGCGUUCAAUCAGCAGCAAGUGUUUAUUAUGAACAAUGAAAAUCGCGUUGACCGCAAUCAGAUAUGUUAUCUUCCAAGUAUUUCUGUUAAUCGUUGGCUCGCUGUUCGGCUCGAAUUUGUUGGGGCGACCAUCAUUUUCCUUGCAGCAAGUUUGGCUCUUGUUGCGCUUAUCACGACUGGAGUGGAUGCAGGUCUCGUCGGUUUUGUCCUCUCUUAUGCUCUGAAUACGACAGGGUCCUUGAAUUGGCUCGUGCGUUCUGCCAGCGAAGUUGAACAAAACAUUGUCAGUGUUGAGCGGAUUCUUCAUUACAUUGAGCUCCAGCCCGAGGCUCCUGCCGAAGUACUCGGCGUUGUGCCCGAGAGCUGGCCGUCCAAAGGAGAGAUUGAAUUCCGUCAGUAUUGCGCUAGAUAUCGCCCUGAACUUGAUUUAGCAUUAAGAGAUAUUUCUAUUAAGAUUAAUCAUAGAGAGAAGAUCGGAAUCUGUGGUAGAACGGGAUCCGGGAAGUCAACGCUCCUAUUGACAUUAUUCCGUAUAAUCGAACCGGCAUCGGGCACUAUUUUCAUUGAUGGCGUCGAUAUCACAAAAGUGGGUUUACAUGAUCUGCGCUCCGCUAUCUCCAUUGUUCCCCAGAGUCCGGAUUUGUUCGAGGGUACGAUCCGCGAAAAUGUGGAUCCCACGGGAGAGCACCAAGAUGCGGAUCUUUGGGUAGCCCUCGGACAGUCUAAAAUACUGGUUCUCGACGAAGCUACGUCUGCAGUCGAUCUUGACACGGACAAGGCUAUUCAAGAAAUCAUCCGUGGCCCUCUGUUUGCAGAUGUUACCAUGCUCACCAUUGCACAUCGGAUUAACACAAUCAUGGAAUCUGACCGUGUUCUUGUUCUGAACGCAGGACAGGUGUUGGAAUUCGAUUCUCCACAAAACUUGCUCGCGAACAAGGAUUCGUCGUUCUAUUCCUUGGCAGCCGAGGCGGGGCUUGCGUGA